UAAAAAUCAUAAGCCACCAAAAAGUCGUCAAAGGUAGACGUUUCUGGUUUCGCUGAGUGAUUUUUUUUUCACAAAAACGAAACCGCUAUUUUUUAUCUAAUUAAAUAACAGGAUCACUUGUGGCUAGUUUGGUGUAGCAAAACUUUCCUCGUUGCUGGUGGAUUGUUCUCUUCUGUUAGGGAAAGAUGAAAAUGAAGAAAGCAACGAGCUUUCUUCUGUUAGCUACGGUUCUAUUGCUGGCAACACUGACCUAUGCGGACGAUGAUGGAGUAACGGUGGAAACGGAAGAGGACAACUCGUCUGAUAACACACCUGCCAGCGAUCUUUCAUACGAAAGCCCAUAUGCCGAUCCGGCCAAAUUCUAUUUUGCUGACCACUUCGAUAAUCUGGAACAUUUCUCUUCUAAAUGGAUAAAAUCUCAGGCGAAAAAAGAUGACACCGCUGACGAGAUCGCCAAGUACGACGGCGAAUGGGAUGUGGAGUUGCCAAAGAGGCCAUUGUUGCCAAACGAUUUGGGGCUUGUUUUGAAAUCAAAGGCCAAGCACGCCGCUAUUGCAUCGCGGCUGAAUCGUCCGUUUGUGUUCUCCGAUAAGCCACUGGUUGUGCAGUACGAGGUUAAUCUUCAAGAUGGUCAAGAGUGUGGUGGUUCGUACAUUAAGCUUCUCUCUUCCGGUAAAGAAACCACCGAUCUUAAACAGUUCAGGGACAAAACGCCAUACACGAUUAUGUUCGGGCCAGACAAAUGUGGCAAUGAUAUCAAGUUGCAUUUCAUUUUCCGCCAUGUUAAUCCUAUCAACGGCACCAUCACGGAGAAACAUUGCAGGAAAGCAAAGGAUCGUCUGGACGACCCAUUCAAGGACAAGCAACCGCAUCUGUACCAACUUGUUGUGCAUCCCGAUAAUACUUAUGUCAUUCGUGUGGAUCAUAAAAUUAUUAAUGAAGGAUCUCUAUUCACCGAGUUCACACCCCCGGUAAAUCCUCCAAAGGAAAUCGAUGAUCCGAGUGACUUCAAACCGGAAAAUUGGGACGAACGGGAGAAAAUUGCUGACCCUGAUGCAAAGAAGCCAGACGACUGGAAUGAAGAUGAACCGCCGCAAAUUCCAGAUCCCAGUGCUUCUAAACCAGAGGGAUGGCUCGAUGAUGCAGAAGAAAUGAUACCCGAUUCGAAUGCGGAGAAACCUGCAGAUUGGGAUGUGGAGAUGGAUGGUGAAUGGGAAGCACCGCUAGUUGCCAAUCCAGCUUGUGAGAAGGCAGUGGGAUGUGGCUUAUGGAAGGCCCCUUUGAUCUCGAAUCCCAAUUACAAAGGUAAAUGGCGUGCACCUCUAAUCGAUAAUCCCAACUAUCAAGGGAAGUGGGCGCCAAGGCAGAUACCAAAUCCCGAUUUCUUCGAAGAUACGAACCCCUUCAAAAUGACUACAAUUGCCGCUAUCGGUAUUGAAUUGUGGUCCAUGUCUAGUGAUAUACUUUUUGAUAAUCUCAUCAUCGUCGACGAUGAAGCCGUAGCUAGAGACUGGGCAGCACAAACAUAUGAUCUGAAGAGGAAGCUCAUUGACAAAGAAGCGAAUACGCUAUGGGAACGUGCGAUGAAGUACAUGGGCUAUAAGCCAGGAUACUGGUUUGCUUACUUCAUUUAUUGUUCAAUCCCGGUGAUCGCAUAUGUUUGGUUCCUGCUCAAGCGUCGGGAUAAAGAGAGCACGCCAUCUUCAACUGCACGGGCCAAAAAAACAGAUGAAUAUGUUCCUGAUGACAACGAAGUCAAUGAAGACACUGUCAAAUCAAAAUCCAACCUGAACUCGAAUGAAAAUGAUAGGUUACAAUCGGAAGCUGUGGACUCAGAAAAUGUUGAAAAUGAGAACUAUGGCGAAGACGAAGACGAGGAAAACGAAGAUGAAGAAGUGGAAGAAGGAGUCUCUGAAGGCAAAGAAGCUGCCGAAGAAUUACAUACGGAUAAUAGUCCAAAAACCAAAGGAGCAGAAGGUGGAGUUACUAAACGCAAGUCUAGGAAGGAAUAGUACGCUCAUAUCUAAAGCGAAUUUAAUUUUCAUUCUUUUAUUUAAAUGAUUCUGAUUAUUCCUAGCAACUUUCCAACCAAAAUUAAACAUUCUUUUACUCAUAGCAUGCAACAAAGAGAGAAACCAAUGUGCGAUAUCAUUAACAGUAGAAAACCUAUUUUAGUUCAGAUUGGAAUGCAUAAUUAUUUGCCUUGAAAACAGUCGAGAAUAGGUUAGGAUUUGAUAUAAACUAAUUUAAAUAUGUUCGGAAGAGCAUUUGCCUAUUGUAUAGCACAUAUGGAAAAUCAGCAAUAAAUGUGUGUACCAUUCGUGCCAGACUAGUUUGGCUCACUAAUAACA
This is a messenger RNA of Armigeres subalbatus, 2351 nucleotides long. Its product is annotated as calnexin-like. The transcript has 7 exons. Bases 186 to 2012 code for a protein of 608 amino acids. Gene Ontology annotation, biological process: protein folding. Gene Ontology annotation, cellular component: endoplasmic reticulum; endoplasmic reticulum membrane. NCBI's taxonomy places the organism in Eukaryota, Metazoa, Arthropoda, Insecta, Diptera, Culicidae. The record is from RefSeq and is a predicted model, not a curated record. Gene Ontology annotation, molecular function: calcium ion binding.